Messenger RNA from Rhizophagus irregularis DAOM 181602=DAOM 197198, 1142 nucleotides. RefSeq lists its product as uncharacterized. Lineage: Eukaryota; Fungi; Glomeromycota; Glomeromycetes; Glomerales; Glomeraceae. Gene Ontology annotation, molecular function: protein binding. The record is from RefSeq and is a predicted model, not a curated record.
AGAAUAUAUUUAUACUGGAUCAGUUAAAAAAGAAAAUUUAACAAAGGAUAAUAUAAUUGAAGCUUUUUCGCUGCAGAUUAUUUUCAGUUAUCAGAUCUUCAAGAUUUUAUUAUGAAAACAAUUAAGAGCACUAAUUUCGUAAAAGAUUAUUCUCCAGAGUUACUAUCUAAAGUAUUAGAAAUAUUCUCAAUUUAUUAGUUGAAACAGUAGCAAAUAUACAAUUAAACAGUAUUGAGUUUGGUAGAUUGUCCAUUACAGGACUUAAAUAUCUUUUAUCAAUUGCAUAUGAAAAUGAAACACGAUUCGCCACACAAGAGUAUGAAGUUUUUCGAUAUAGUGCUAUUCUAGCAGCAAAACAAGUCUCUGAUGAUGUAUGUAGAAAUCUUAUGGAACGGUUACCAACUUUAGAACAGAUUGAAAAUUCAAUUGAAGUAGAAAAUAAACCUCUUAUUGAUCAUCAAAAGGUUACUAAGGAACUAGAACCUUUGGUUAAAUAUAUUGAUUUCAAAAGGAUUAAGACUCAUAUAUUAGCAAAUUUCAUUGAACCAUUAGGAAUUAUUCCAACUGAAAUAGUUCGUAGUGCUUAUCGAAAUAUAGAAUUAUUAAGUAAUUUUAGUUUAAGCGAUUUUCGUGGAAAAGCUAUUAAUGAUUAUGUUUGGGAUGAAACAGCAUGUGGGUCAAAGCUCAUUAUUAAGGAUAAUGGAAAAAUUGUACAAACAAUAAAAGUUUCUAGCUAUCGCCACCAAAGUGUUAGAGCUAAGAUAACUUUAGGAAAUAGAGGCAUUUUUGAAUGGGAUGUUAUUAUUGAGAAAGCUUGUUCUUAUUCUUGGGUUGGAAUAUGUGCAUCAGAAAAUUUUAAUUAUGAAAAUCCUGCAGAAAAUCAGUCUACUGUAUGGGUAUUAGGUUCUUGCGGUUAUGUUUGUAAUUCUGGAAUUAGCAUAGAUUAUUGUUCUCCAUUUGGAGAUGGCACAAAAAUUACAGUUCAUUUAGAUAUGAAUAAGAGAACUUGCUCUUUCACGAUCAAUGGUACAAAGUAUCGAGAAGUAUCAGAAUGGAAUUUACCAUCAAAACUUCAUCCAGUAGUAGUAUUGAGAUAUCCUGGCCGCUUUCAAAUUCAGGCACAAAAAUUACAGUUCAUUUAG